This is a messenger RNA of Amblyraja radiata (thorny skate), 1769 nucleotides long. RefSeq names its product phosphoserine aminotransferase 1 (gene psat1). Gene Ontology annotation, molecular function: O-phospho-L-serine:2-oxoglutarate transaminase activity; pyridoxal phosphate binding. The record is from RefSeq and is a predicted model, not a curated record. The transcript has 9 exons. Bases 129 to 1244 code for a protein of 371 amino acids. Lineage: Eukaryota; Metazoa; Chordata; Chondrichthyes; Rajiformes; Rajidae. Gene Ontology annotation, cellular component: cytoplasm. Gene Ontology annotation, biological process: L-serine biosynthetic process.
GCAGAGGUAGAUGUGUUGUAGCUCCCGGGGAGAGUUCUUUUUUCAUCGCGGCGAGUGAAAGCAAAGAUUAUAGAGCAGAGCUCUUUGAGUAAAAGGAAGCAUUUGUUCACAGUCUCUACACGGCCGCGAUGGAAGACAGUGGGAAGCAAGUCAUUAAUUUUGCUGCUGGACCUUCCAAGCUCCCGCGAGCGGUCUUGCUUCAAGCACAGAAAGAACUGCUGGAUUACAAAGGACUUGGAAUUAGUGUUCUAGAAAUGAGCCACAGAUCAGCGGACUUUGUCAAAAUUAUCAACACUGCAGAAAAUGACUUGAGAGAACUACUAAAAAUCCCUGAAAACUACAAGGUGAUCUUUCUCCAGGGAGGUGGAACUGGUCAGUUCAGCGCUGUGCCCUUAAAUCUUAUUGGAUUGAAAGAAGAGAAGUGUGCAGAUUAUGUGGUUACUGGAGCCUGGUCUGCUAAUGCAGCCAAAGAAGCAGAGAAAUAUGGAAAAGUGAACAUUGUCCAUUCCAAGCUUGAAGCCUACACAAAAAUCCCUAAUCCAAAUAGUUGGAAUUUGAACCCAAACGCCUCUUACGUUUACUAUUGUGCCAAUGAGACUGUUCAUGGUGUGGAGUUCCCUUUUAUCCCAGACACUAAGGGAACAGUCCUGGUUUGUGACAUGUCAUCAAGUUUUCUUUCUAAGUCAGUGGACGUCACCAAGUUUGGUUUGAUUUUUGCUGGUGCUCAGAAGAAUAUUGGCUGUGCUGGGGUCACUGUGGUGAUAAUCAAAGAGGAUCUUCUGGGACAUGCACUGAAAGAAUGUCCAAUAAUUUUUGACUAUAAAGUGCAAGGGAGUUACAAUUCUCUGUACAACACUCCAACAAGCUACAGCAUUUACAUUAUGGGAUUGGUCUUGCAAUGGAUUAAGAAUUGUGGGGGUGCUGAAGUAAUGGAGCAGAACAGUGCUGCCAAAUCAAAGCUGAUUUAUGAUUUAAUUGAUGGAUCCAAUGGAUUCUAUGUAUGUUUGGCUGCUUCAGAGUGCAGAAGCAGAAUGAACAUUCCAUUUCACAUUGGGAAUGUGAAUGGGGACACUGUUCUUGAAACAAAGUUUCUUGACAAAGCGGUUAAGAAUAACAUGAUAUCAUUAAAAGGCCACAGGUCUGUUGGUGGAAUUCGAGUCUCCCUGUAUAAUGCUGUGACAAUUGAAGAAACUCAAAAACUGGUUCACUUUAUGAUCAACUUUAUGAAGGAACAUUGUGUUUAAAACAAAAUCUUUUCUUUCUCCAAGUACCAGGCACUAGUUUAAAUUAUGCCAUUAUGCCUUCAUUUCUAGAAGUAUAGGCUUGUAGAUGUUUGUGUUUUGAGAUACUUGGGUGAAUCUUUAAUGCAGUGCCUGUACACCACAAGUUUUCUCAGCGCUGAUUGCUGGUGGAUCAUUAACACGCAAUACUUGUUUUCUUUGCUUUCCAAGAAUGAACUGUAACUGAUGGCAGCUGUGCUCAUGCAUUAGCCAAGAAUCGGGAUCUUAGUCUAUAGCUCAUCUUUUCCUUUUCUGCUUUCUCUCUUUAAUUCAAACUUUUUUUGAUGUUAGACGUUUAACUGAAUUGUGCCUAUUGAACUCUAUGGAAGAGUAUAAUGUAAUAUUGAGCAGUAAUUGCACAACUUGUAAAUAGUAUAAACUGGACAUGGAACAAUGUCGCUAAUUUUGUAUGGGGGGAAAUGGAAAAAAUAACUUGACGGUUGACACAAGCCAAAUGUAACAAAUACAAAUAAAGAUGAAGCAAACUUA